This is a messenger RNA of Nezara viridula (southern green stink bug), 2335 nucleotides long. Lineage: Eukaryota; Metazoa; Arthropoda; Insecta; Hemiptera; Pentatomidae. The record is from the annotation of a GenBank genome assembly.
GUUUUUAUUAAUAUUAUAUACCAAUAUAGUUACUAAAAACUAAGUGGUGUACAUAUUCUAUUAUAUCUUUUAUAAAACAUUAUGUGCGAAUUCCCGUUUAACAAAAAAACAUAUACAAAAAUAUAUAAGGCAGUUGGAAAUUGGUUAAUAACUGUGACAUGUCAGUUAAAGAAAAGUUCAGAGAGGGGAAAACAUUAGUAACAAUAAGAAAAUACAGUGUGAGUGUUGGAUUUGUGUUAAAUAUUUACUUAUGAGUCUUAAAUACCUUCCACGUGAAGUCGGUUCUAGAAGAAUCUAGAUUUGAAAUUAUGCCUUGAGAAUAGCGAGUGCUAUCGUGAAGGGGGAGGACUUAAUGGCCCAGUUGCGUGGUCAAGAUAGGUUCAAAGACUCGUUUCAAGUUCGAUCGGCGCAGCCAUGGCUUGCCCAGCGGUCAGUCGUGCCUCAGGCAUGGAGGAUGGCGGUGGUCGACCAAUUCAACACCGGAGCGCCGGACUACGGCACCAACCAGCUGCAAGAAGAGGAGGCGCCUAAGAUACAGAAGCAGUCUUACAGCCUGCCUUCCCCCGAUGAGUCCUUCAUCAGCAGCCUCGACGCCAAGCUCAAGAACCUCGAGAAGGAGAAGAAGAAGAACAAGAACAAGAAGAACAUGCGGUCUGUCUCCUUCGAGAACAGGCCGAUGUUCAUCACCACGGUCAAGACCGGUAUCUUCCUCGACCCUCCGCCGGAGCUGGCCGCCCUCUUGGGAUACUCGAAGAGUUCCAACGCUUCUUCCGGCAGCACGGGCUCCCAGAAGUCGGCCGUGGACGUCAUGUACUCCUUUUCCAGCCAGCCGAGAGUUCUGAACAACAACAGGCCCAAGCCUAAGGUGAGCAACGAGCGGCACCACGAGGUUAACUUCGAGAAGCAGAAGUCCAAGAACAACCUAAGGGAGAAGAGCGUAGCGUCCGUAAUUAACAAGAGGCUUUCCGAGCAAGUUAUUAAGAAAGAUGAAAACACUCAUUAUGGUAAUAUUAUGUACGAUAGGAGAGUGGUACGUGGUCCGUCAUAUGUUCACCAUCCUAUACCAACCCAAACAGCCGAGUCGCAGGCCUCCCGCCAGGCCGAGGCCCGAAGGCGCUCCAUGGCCCGCCGCCGGGCGCAGACUCAGAGGGCCAGGAACCUGAGGCUAAGGAUGGGGACGCCCCCUCCCGUCGAGGGCAGGAAGCACAAGCACCUCCAGACCCACGAGUACCUCGAAGAUCUUUACGACAAUCCGCCAGAGGUGCACGAGGCAGUACAGACAGACGUGUUCUUGGACAGACCUCCGACGCCGAGUUUUGCCAUCGAUGUCAACAAGGGAAUAGAGGUGGGGACGCAGAUCUACCCCGGAGAACUGUUCCACUUCGACACCGAGGUUCGGCCCGUGCUGGAAGUGCUGGUCGGGAAGACUAUCGAGCAGUCCCUGAUCGAAGUGUUCGAGGAGGACGAGACGAUGGCCAUCAGGAAGCAGCAGGAAGUCCUGAGGGAGCUCCGGGACUCCGAGCUGGCGGAAGAGCAGAGGCUAGCGGAGCAGGAGAGGAGGAGGAAAGAGCAGAUCAGGGACAGGAUCAUAGAACACAAGGAGGCCAGCCUAACCCAGCGAGAGACGGAGGAUAGGGUAGCAGCUGCCGUCUUGACCACUGGGUACAUCGCCGACCUCCUCCCUUCAGUCCUCAAGGGUCUGAAAGACGGUGGAUAUCUCUUCGCCGAUAACCGCGAAGAUAUCGAGGGUAACUUUAUGGACUGGCUUAUGGAAGAAGUAAAGACUGAAAUGCAAAAAAUGGUUGAAAAUAAAGAUCUCCUAACAGAAAUGCUGCGAGAGAUCCUGGAGACUAGGGCGGAUGUUUACCACACCCUCCACGAGCGGGCCGCUCAGAAGAGGGGACACGACUCCGAGGAAGAAGUCACUCCCUCCGAGUCCCAAGCGUCGGCCGUGGAGUACGAAGAGGGGUCGGUGGCUGAAGAAGGCCGUGGAGAAGAGGUUGUCAUAUUGGGCGACGAUAAGUCCUUCAUAUCGGAACCUAAUAUGACUUAAGACGCUUGAGUCGACAUAAGAAAACUGCAAGAUUUUAAUUUCCGUCCAUUUUGAUGGUGCCUGCCUGUAUAUUUAAAUGAAAUGGAUGAUAACAAUAUAUACAUACAUAUAUUUUUUUUCUGCUUAAGAAAAAAUCAAAAUUUAGGUGAUUAUCUUCUAUUUCCUCCAGUCUCUCUAGGAUAGAAAAUGUUAACCUGUAUAGAGGAUAUAAUGUUGUUUAUCCACUGAUUUAAAAUUAGCACAUCUAUUUAUAAUAUCAUAUUAAUAAAUUAUUUAGUUGAA